AUGUACUCCUCAUCUAUCCUCCUCUCCCUAGCCCUCACAACCCUAGCCUCCGCAACCAUCAUCUCCUCUCCCCACUACCCCCGCGCAAACACCAGCACCUCCAGCACCUCCUCCGCCUGCGUUCCCGCCGGCGCAAUCCACAUGAUCGUUGCCCGCGCCUCCACCGAAUCCCCCGGCGAGGGAAUCAUCGGUUCCGUAGCCACCAUGGUCAAAGCCUCUCUCCCUGGCUCCGACUCCGAAGCCGUAGAUUAUCCAGCUACACUCACUCAAUACCAAGCCUCCGAAGCGUCGGGCGUAGCCGCCAUGCAGAAAUUGGUACAGGCGUAUGCGGAAAGGUGUCCCGGGAGUAAGAUGGCGGUGAUGGGGUAUUCACAGGGUGCGCAGGUGGCGGCGGAUGUUAUGUGUGGGACUUCUGAAACGGGGUUUGCUGGGAACACUCAGGCGUUGUCGGCAAAUAUUAGUAGUAAUGUCGUGGCAAUGGUUCUAAUGGGCGAUCCAUCCCACGUCCCCGCCGAAACAUUCAACGCCGGUACUGCCAAGAACAAUGGGCUUUUUGCCCGUCAAAAUAUUGCCGCCUGUCCUACCGAAAAAACAGUCUCUUAUUGUGACAACCAAGAUGAAUUCUGCGACUCCGGUAACUCCCUCCAAGUCCACCUCUCCUACGUCACCACCUACGGAACCGCCGCGGCGAAAUUCAUCACCGAUAAAAUGUCUGGUGAAACCCCCUCUUCCACUUCCACUUCCACAAACGGAACCGCAAAUGCAAAAAGCGCACAGGAUCUUACGCGCGCCGCGACUACUACUACUAGUACGAAUGAUGUUGCAAAGAUGGGCGUAUCUUGGGGUAUGCUAGUUGUCUUUCUUGGGCUGGGAGUUUUGAUUUAG
Botrytis fragariae is the source of this 885-nucleotide messenger RNA. Its product is annotated as putative carbohydrate esterase family 5 protein. The record is from RefSeq and is a predicted model, not a curated record. The transcript has 3 exons. Gene Ontology annotation, molecular function: hydrolase activity. The coding region runs from base 1 to 885 and encodes 294 amino acids. Lineage: Eukaryota; Fungi; Ascomycota; Leotiomycetes; Helotiales; Sclerotiniaceae.